AUGCCCGAGACCGAUAAGGGAAGCCGGAGGAGGAGAUCUAGCAGCAUCCUCCAGGUCUACCAAGAGCCUCCCGAGCCUCUCGAGCGCCUCAGCGACCAGGGCGCUCUCCCCAACGGCAAUGCCGAGUGGGUAAACGCCAAAGGCGCGUGGGCAGUCCACUUUGUCGUCAUCUGCCUGCUCAAGAUCCUCUUCGACAUUGUCCCGGGCAUGUCCCAGGAGACAUCAUGGACCCUGACCAAUGUUUCGUACAUGUUUGGGUCCUACCUCAUGUUCCACUAUGUCCGCGGCGUACCCUUCGAGUUCAACUCUGGAGCCUAUGACAACCUCAACAUGUGGGAGCAGAUCGACGAUGGCGCUCAGUACACCCCGGCCAAGAAGUUUCUGACCAGCGUCCCCAUCGUGCUCUUCUUGCUCAGCACCCACUACACCCACUACGACCUCACAUACUUCACCAUCAACUUCCUCGCCGUCUUGGCCGUGGUUAUACCCAAGCUUCCAUGGAGCCACCGAAUGCGUGUUGGCCUGUUUUCGGGCAUACCCGAGGAGUAG
Molecule: messenger RNA, 549 nt
Organism: Thyridium curvatum
Lineage: Eukaryota; Fungi; Ascomycota; Sordariomycetes; Thyridiales; Thyridiaceae
Exons: 3
Coding region: 1-549 (182 amino acids)
Biological process (GO): negative regulation of ceramide biosynthetic process; intracellular sphingolipid homeostasis; ceramide metabolic process
Cellular component (GO): endoplasmic reticulum membrane
Source: RefSeq, a predicted model, not a curated record